ACACAUGUGGCUGGCUGAGUAUAGUGAAUGUAUGUGUAAUACCAUCAGUUGUUUGACGAGAACGACGGGUGCCGAUUGUGAAUGACAUUUUUAAAACAAAAUAUCUGAAGAAUUCAUGACACAAAAUCGGGUUAAAAUAUAUAUUUACCGCUAAACAUCUCACAUUUUUUGUAUGGAUCAGUUUAUUUUUGUAGUUUUGUUUAGUAUAACCUCAAUCUUUAAUUCAGUGCGCUUUCGCGGCAAUUAGUGAUUUUGAAUAUGGAAAGAAGCAAUAAAAGUAGUCCGAGGAAACAAAUUAUAACAGCAUUGUUAGCAACAAUUCCUUCAUUCACAUACGGCAUCCAAAUAGGAUGGCUUUCACCAAUGGGGCCUCUCCUCAAAUCUGACCUCAGCCCUUCUUCAGAACCUGUAAAUGACAAGGUCAUAUCGUGGAUGGCAGCCGCCUUGCCCCUGGCCGGGAUAUGUGGAAUACCAUUCUUUAGUUUCGCCUCUGACAGAUUCGGCAGAAAGAUUUGUGUUAUUGGUGCGUCACUUCUGUCUUGCGUGUCAUGGGCAAUAAAAUUGAGUUGGAUCACGCCUACAGGCCUCAUCAUAGCCCGCAUAAUGGCCGGCCUAGCCGCCGCCGGCUGCUUCGUGGUGGUCCCUGUCUACAUCAGAGAAAUAGCUGAGAGCAAUCUGAGGGGAGCCCUGGGCUCUCUAGUGAUGACCGUGUGCAAGCUCGGAGUUAUAUUUGUCUAUGCCGUCGGCAUGGCGAUGUCGUACGCGGGAAACCAAGCUGUUUAUUUGUCUUUGGCUGUAGCCCAUGUGAUACUGUUUUGUUUUAUGCCAGAGUCUCCGAAUUAUCUGCUGAAGAUUGGGAAGGAAAAGGAAGCCAUCAGAACGGUAGCUUGGUUGAGAAGCGUGCCCAAGAGCAGCAAGCUGGUGAAGGACGAGCUGGACCGGCUGAAGGUGGAACAGCGAACCUUCGACGAAGCUCCCGCUGUCACUGUUAAGAGUGUUGUGCGCGACAAAGCCACCUUCUCCGCCCUUCGCAUGGUAAUGAUGCUGAUGGCCAUGCAGACCCUGUCGGGGUGCUUCGCUCUCAUGAACUACGCGGCGGACGUGUUCAGCCGCGCCGGCACUCAGUGGAGCCCUAACAUGCUGGCGCUCUUCAUGGGCUCCUUGCAGCUGGUCGGCGCGUUCUUUACCACCAUGUCCAUAGAGAAGUUUGGACGAAAGAUUCCCCUGGCAAUCAGUUCCCUGCUAGUGUCCCUAUGCAUGGCGACACUAGCGACGUGUUUCCUAGUUGGCAGCGAGUCCGUGCGAUGGCUUCCUGUGGUGGCCGUAUGCCUGUGCAUCUUGGCCUAUGGAGUGGGACUUGCUCCAGUGCCUAUGGUCAUCAUGGCAGAGGUUUUCACAUUCCAGAUGCGCGCACGCAUGGCCGGCGCUUCAAUGGCGUUCUCUUUCUUCUGCAGUUCCAUGACCGUGAUCUUCUACACGCCCGUCGCAAACCAGUUUGGGCCUUACGUAGUCUUCUAUACAUUCGCUGCAGUAACUUUAUACGGUUUUCUUUAUACCAUUUUGUGGGUACCGGAGACGAAAGGCAAGAACUUGGAGCAGAUUCAGAGCUAUUGGAAGAAGCCGGAGCCAGUGUUUGUAUAGCGUUAAUUUCUAGAUUUGUUAGUACUUAUAUGGUCAAUUCACGGCGAAGAUCACGUCACGUGAAGCGACAUUUUAAUUAAUUAAAUUUAAAAUCAAUUAAUAUUAUUUAUUUGUAAAAUAUUCAUCUGAAAGCGUUCAUGGAAUUAAUUAUAAUGAACGAAUGAAAUGAAAAUGAAUAAAUGAAAUUAUCAAAGUGCUCAAAUCUAUAGCAUUUAAGUGUGUAUUGAGAAUGUUAUUUUUGUAUCGUGUUUCAUAUUAAAAAACGAUUCUAAGACUGUCAGAAGAUGCCUGCAUAUAUUAAUAUAUGUUAAAAUUUUAUAAACUUUAUCAAUAAUAGGAAAAACUUAAAAAUUCUAUGUCGUCAAAUAAAGGCAAUAACUUGUGUAAUUGAAAAAAUUUAAACCCGCACGCUUUAUGCACAGGCAUGGCUCGCGCGACGCCGUUUAUAUAGCGCGGAAAAAAUAACGCUAUCCCCGUUUCAUGACAUAAGAAAAAGAGAAAAGUGAUCAUACAAAGAUAUGUAUAUUUUUAAUUAUCUGACAAUUCGCUUUUUUGCUUGAUUGUCAGACUUAGUUUAAUACUAAAUCUAUGUUGGUAAUAAAGACAAUGUAAACUCAUCGAGGCUUUUAUCUGGCUGUAAAGAUAAAGUAAGUAAUAAUAUCAACUCAAAAAAGUUAAUCUUUACCUAGAUGUUAAAUAUUCAAAGACAUAUCAAAGGUUAUAAUAAAUUUGCCUCUAGACGAUGGCAUAUUUAUAUUUAAGUUAUAAAAAAAAGAAUACAUACCAAAUAAAAUACACAAUUGUA
Molecule: messenger RNA, 2446 nt
Organism: Amyelois transitella
Lineage: Eukaryota; Metazoa; Arthropoda; Insecta; Lepidoptera; Pyralidae
Product: facilitated trehalose transporter Tret1
Exons: 7
Coding region: 259-1641 (460 amino acids)
Biological process (GO): transmembrane transport
Cellular component (GO): membrane
Molecular function (GO): transmembrane transporter activity
Source: RefSeq, a predicted model, not a curated record